AUGGCGAAAAUUAGACUAACCAAUUACGUCAUUAUUAAAAACAAUUUAGCGAAUAACGAAAUGGUCGGUUACGUCAUUAACGACAAGCAUCCCAAGAGCAUACGAGUUGCAUGCGACAGGUACAUGUACGUCGUUCGGUAUAAGAAGACCUUCAGGUACACAAAAAAAAUUUGGGCCCAUGACGAAAAGAGCGAAGCAAAGAUCGGAGACAUUGUCCGGAUUCAGCCACUGGGGUAUCGGAUAGGCCCCUGGAAAAAUUACAUCCUCGUGAAAAUUCUGUACAAGGAAAAUAAGGAGUGA
Plasmodium inui San Antonio 1 is the source of this 300-nucleotide messenger RNA. RefSeq lists its product as hypothetical. The coding region runs from base 1 to 300 and encodes 99 amino acids. NCBI's taxonomy places the organism in Eukaryota, Apicomplexa, Aconoidasida, Haemosporida, Plasmodiidae. Gene Ontology annotation, molecular function: structural constituent of ribosome. Gene Ontology annotation, cellular component: ribosome; mitochondrion. Gene Ontology annotation, biological process: translation. The record is from RefSeq and is a predicted model, not a curated record. The transcript has 3 exons.